AUGCUUUUCGAAGGCAGCUCGGGGCCAACAACUCCAGGUCUUAAUGUCAUUAAUCCGCGAAUCCUCAAGUCUCCUAAAAUUAAUAGGGAUAAUGCGCACCGAUCUUAUGUUCAAGCUGCCAUCCCACUAAACUCACUCACUUCCCCACCAGAAGAGUGUGAGGCCACCAGAAUUUCCGCCAGUGGCAUGAGCCAGCCGCAUCCUCCUAUUUCAGGAUUUACCAAUCAGCCUGUUAGAUACUGUGCUGUCACUAAAGCCACCGAGAAGAGGAAAGAUUUGCAAGAAUGUCUCACCUCUUUAUCUAAUUAUGACCAAGCUGCUACUACGAAGUCCAAAGGCGACAGUCACUCACUUACAUGGGCAGAAGGCGGCGAGCAAAACCUGCCUUGUGAUGAUCAAGUCCCUCCCAGCAGCCCUCGCAGGCGCCUCGCUAGAGCCAAGGUACAAACUCAGUCACCUCAGCAUCAUGCAAGUGGGCUGAGCAGCUGCAAACCCCGCCAGAGGCUUAAUGCAAAGAGUAAACGGAAGUUGCGUGACUUACAGAAGAAGAAUUUGACCCUGAGACAGAUCGGACCUCAUUUCGCGGAUGUUGAUAUGGCGUUAUUGCGACAGGCUUAG
This is a messenger RNA of Penicillium robsamsonii, 618 nucleotides long. RefSeq lists its product as uncharacterized. The transcript has 2 exons. The record is from RefSeq and is a predicted model, not a curated record. Bases 1 to 618 code for a protein of 205 amino acids. NCBI's taxonomy places the organism in Eukaryota, Fungi, Ascomycota, Eurotiomycetes, Eurotiales, Aspergillaceae.